Telopea speciosissima is the source of this 1059-nucleotide messenger RNA. Its product is annotated as photosystem II 22 kDa protein, chloroplastic. The coding region runs from base 57 to 896 and encodes 279 amino acids. The transcript has 4 exons. NCBI's taxonomy places the organism in Eukaryota, Viridiplantae, Streptophyta, Magnoliopsida, Proteales, Proteaceae. The record is from RefSeq and is a predicted model, not a curated record.
AACACACAAAACCAGAAAAACUUUUCUUCUCAAAUAGAUUAGAAGCUAACAACACCAUGGCUCAAACCACUAUGCUAAUGUCUGGUGUUACUGGUCGUGUAGUUGAUUUUAAGAGAGAGCCUUUACUACAAUUGCAAAUCCAAAGACUUCGUUCCAAUCAAUUCUCUCAUCUCUUGCUCUCUUCAAUCAAUCCUUCAUCUCCAUCUUCUUCUUCUUCUUCUCCAUCAUCAUCUACUUCAACUACUAUUAUUGCUCUCUUCAAAUCAAAGACCAAGGCACCAGCAAAGAAGGAGCCAAAGCCAGUGCCAAAGGUGGAAGAUGGUAUAUUUGGGACAUCAGGUGGCAUUGGGUUUACUAAAGAGAAUGAGCUAUUUGUGGGUCGUGUCGCCAUGAUCGGCUUCGCCGCAUCAUUGUUGGGAGAAGGAAUUACUGGGAAAGGAAUUCUAGCACAAUUGAACUUAGAAACUGGAAUUCCUGUUUAUGAAGCUGAGCCACUUCUGCUCUUCUUCAUCCUCUUUACUCUCCUUGGAGCAAUUGGAGCAUUAGGUGAUCGAGGCAGAUUUGUUGAUGACUCUGCCACUGGACUUGAAAAGGCUGUUAUCCCACCAGGAAAAGGUUUCAGAUCAGCUUUAGGCCUUAGGGGAGAAGGUCCUCUAUUCGGAUUUACAAAGGCGAACGAGCUCUUCGUCGGAAGAUUAGCACAGUUGGGAUUUGCUUUCUCUUUAAUUGGAGAAAUUAUCACAGGAAAGGGUGCUUUAGCACAGCUGAACAUUGAGACAGGAGUCCCUCUGAAUGAACUUGAACCACUGGUGUUGUUCAAUAUUGCAUUUUUCCUCUUUGCUGCAUUGAAUCCUGGCACUGGUAAGUUUUUUUUAACAGAUGCAGAUGAAGAGUAAGUUUGUGAUUAUGAUGAUGAAAGGGGAGAAAUCAUCAAAUUCUGGUGUGUUUUUGUUAAAGAGAUACAUUUGUUUGUAGUUGUUGAAUCUAAAAAAUACUUUGUAAGCUAAUGGGCUCUCCUCUUUUCAAUUAUGGUCCCUUUUAUUCAUGGGAUGUUUGGUA